AUGGAGACGCAAGGGGUUAGUNCAUUAUUUUUAACGGUUCAUUUAUUGUCACUUUUAAUAUCUUGCAGACUUGUAGAAGAAGUUAAGGACAUUGCCAAGGUGGAGUUUGAAAAUGAAGACGUGUACCUCGCCCCCGUUUUCGACGAAUUCGGACUCGCAGUCAUCUUGAAACUUAGGGGCGGUUCGGCCCCCGCGGAAAUAAAAUACAGGGCGAUCGAAUUGGAAACGAAUAACAUGAAAAUUAAAUUCCCAUGUCAACUGUUCAUCGAUGGACAAUUCGUGGACAGUGAAGGUGGCAAAACAUUCGAAACAAUCAAUCCUGCGGACGAAAGUGUUAUUUGCACGGUUCAAUAUGCGUCGAUAAAAGAUGUUGAUAAAGCUGUGAAGGCGGCAAAGAAAGCUUUCGAAAAGGGCGAAUGGAGUAAAAUCAGUGCUAGAGAGCGGGGACAACUUCUCUUCAAGUGAGUGACUUUUAUUUUAAGUAUUUCAUU
Agrilus planipennis (emerald ash borer) is the source of this 491-nucleotide messenger RNA. Its product is annotated as cytosolic 10-formyltetrahydrofolate dehydrogenase-like. The record is from RefSeq and is a predicted model, not a curated record. The coding region runs from base 1 to 465 and encodes 154 amino acids. NCBI's taxonomy places the organism in Eukaryota, Metazoa, Arthropoda, Insecta, Coleoptera, Buprestidae. The transcript has 3 exons. Gene Ontology annotation, molecular function: aldehyde dehydrogenase (NAD+) activity; formyltetrahydrofolate dehydrogenase activity.